Molecule: messenger RNA, 2347 nt
Organism: Ostrea edulis (European flat oyster)
Lineage: Eukaryota; Metazoa; Mollusca; Bivalvia; Ostreida; Ostreidae
Product: adenylate kinase 7-like
Exons: 16
Coding region: 79-2193 (704 amino acids)
Biological process (GO): nucleobase-containing compound metabolic process
Cellular component (GO): cytoplasm
Molecular function (GO): ATP binding; AMP kinase activity
Source: RefSeq, a predicted model, not a curated record
ACACAACUAUGUACGAGUUGCUUAGAAAUGUUUAUUCCCGCAGUUACCUCCCAUUUUACCUAGCAACAGACAAGCAAAAUGGCGAGCCAAGACGAAGACAAACCUAAAAGUAAAAGGAUAUUUAUUAAUCAGGUCGACCAAUAUCAGGGCAAAAAUAUUGCAAAGUUCAUUUCCCGCUGUGUUGUCGGAGCCUCAUUAGAAGAACCAGAGGAGGAAGAUGAUGCUAGGUCAACCACCAGCUCCAUCAUCGCUGCCCCAAAGGAGGGCUGUUAUGAAGUGGUGGGUACAGUCAAGGACCGGGAGGCCCCCAAACCAGACUUCAUGAAGGAGGUCAUCAAGUUUGAUAACAAAGACCAGCUGUAUGAACAUUUGGUUGAAUGCGAUAUCAUUGUGUAUGACAUCACAGAAGAUCCCGACCAGAUUGAUGAAGCAGUAUGGGCUGUGUCAGAAAUCCAUUCUGAUCUGGAAAAGAUAGAAAAACCUAAAAUGUUCAUUUUGAUUUCUACGGUGAUGACAUGGGCAAAGAGUAAACCACUUGAUCCCGAUGAUCCAGAAAUCCCAUUCACUGAGGAUGAUUACAGAAGAAGAAAACCACAUCCUAAUUCUAAAGAACACAUCAGUGCUGAGAAGACUGUCAUCAAGCUUGGAAAGACAAAUAAAGCCAAAUUGGUGACCUAUGUAGUUGCCUCUGGUCUUACCUAUGGAGCAGAGGAAAACAUCUUUCACUAUCUGUUUAAAUCUGCUUGGCACAAUGCUCCAUUCCUGCAGUGCUUUGGCAGCGGUCAGAACGUUGUGCCAACCAUACAUAUCAAAGACUUAGCUGGUGUCAUACAGAACAUUGCUGACAGUAGACCAAAAGUUCGUUACCUGAUAGCAAAGGAUGACACCCAAACUACACUGGAUGAAAUUGUCAAGGCCAUCAGUGAGAAACUUGGUAAAGGUAAAGUUAAAAACAUCACAAAAGAAGAGGCUCUUCUCAGCAAAGACAUUGAGCAGUCAGAUUUUGAUCAACUCCUGGUAAAUCUUAGGAUGGAUGCUGUAUUUGUGAAGGAGAACAUGAGGAUUAUGUGGGUGUCUGAGGCAGGGAUGGUGGAAAACAUAGACCAGAUUAUAAAGGAAUACAAAGACUCCAGAAAGCUACAGCCUCUUAGAAUUUGCAUUGUUGGACCACCUGCCUCGGGAAAGACUACAGUUUGCCAAAAACUGUGUGAAUUCUACAAACUCCACCACAUCAAAAUCAAGGAUGUCAUUGAUGAAGCCCUUGAUGAACUGCAAACACUAUCUAGACGAGCAGAUUCGGAGGACCAGGAGGAUGAUGAUGGGAAGGCACAGGACGCUCAGGAGCUGCUCAAUGAAAUAGAGCAAUCUAAAAAUCAGGAAACAGGAAAGAUUGAAGAUUCUCAUGUUAUCAAGUUCUUCAGAGACAAGCUGCACUCCAAGCCAUGCCAGAACCAGGGCUUCAUUCUGGAUGGAUUCCCCAAGACCAUAGAACAUGCCAAUGAUCUGUUUGCAACUGAGGAAGAUGAUGAUGCAGAGGAAUCGGCAGCCACCAAAUUUGAUAAAACCAUUAUGCCCGACUUUGUCUUCUGCAUGGAGGCCAAUGAUGAAUUCCUCAGACAGCGCGUUAUGAACCUGCCGGAGAGCGUGGUCCAUGGAACUCACAACGAUGAGGAGGGGCUCAUGAAGAGACUCGAGAUGUACCGCAGCAUCAAUAAUGAUGAGGAGACGGUCCUCAACUACUUUGAUGAAAAGGAAUUUCAUCCAGAGAAACUGGAUGUCACAAAGGAUGAUUCCCCAAUGAUGAGAGACACGGUGGAAAAGAUCAAGAAAAUCAUAGGAGAACCCAGAAACUAUGGUCCAACACCAGAGGAGCUGGAAGAGAUGAGACGACAGGAGGAGGAAGCUCGCCUUAAAAAGGAAAUGGAGGAGAAACAGGAGAAAGAGCGACAAGAAGCAGAGGAAGCCUCACUCCGCAAACAGAGGCAGGAGGAGUGGACCCAGCGUCUAAAUGAAGUGAAGAGGGAGGAGUUUGAACUGUUGGAAGCUCAGUCCAUUCCACUGAGGAACUACUUAAUGAAGCAUGUGAUGCCAACUCUCACCCAGGGCCUUAUUGACUGUUGCAAGACUCGACCCGAUGAUCCCAUCGAUUACAUUGCCGAGUUCCUUUUCCAGAACAAUCCACAGGUAGACUAAGACCUACCUCAGUGUAGCUGUUGUUGGAAGGACUUUGGUUUCUGUGAUAAGUCUGUGGCAGAUUCUGUGACUUGUGUUUACUGUUACAUUAUAUACAUGUCAGAUCUUUAUAUUGAGAUUGUAAAUAUAAAUAAUAAAUCAUGAUACAAAUUGA